AUGGCUGGAGGUGUCGUCGUCACAGGCACCACUGACGUGGGCCGUGUUGAGGCCCCUGUUACCAUCAAGGCCUAUCUGAUCUGUGCCUUUGCGGCCUUUGGUGGUAUCUUUUUCGGCUAUGAUACCGGUUGGAUGGGUGGUGUGCUGGCCAUGCCAUACUUCAUCUCUCUGUACACUGGAAUCCCUUACGAUUAUAACGUCGUAAAUGACGAUGGCACGAUCGGUGCCCCUAUCGGCGCUAACAAGUCAGCUUUCGUCCUUCCCUCUUCCACACAGUCUCUAUUCACAUCUAUCCUGUCAUGCGGAACCUUCUUCGGUGCUCUUGUCGGUGGUGAUAUUGCGGACUUCAUCGGUCGACGUCCUACCAUCAUUGUGGGAUGCUUUGUCUUUACUAUUGGCUGCAUCUUGCAGAUUUCUAGCAGCAAUCAAGAGGUUCUCUUCGUCUUUGGUCGCCUAAUCGCUGGUGGUGGCGUUGGAUUUAUAUCUGCUGUUGUUAUCCUAUAUAUGUCUGAGAUUGCCCCCAAGAAAGUUCGUGGUGCUAUGGUCAGUGGUUACCAAUUCUGUAUUACGAUAGGCAUCCUUUUGGCCAACUGUGUCGUUUACGCCACGCAAUCACGGCCAGAUUCGGGUUCUUACAGGAUUCCCAUCGGCGUCCAAUUCCUUUGGGCUAUUAUCCUUGGUACCGGUUUAUUUAUCCUUCCCGAAUCUCCGCGUUACUUCGUCAAGAAGGGGAAGAUCGAGGAGGCCGCUAAAGCGCUUGCGUUCGUCCGUGGUCAGCCUUUAGAAUCCGACUAUGUCAGGGACGAACUGGCAGAAAUCGUUGCCAAUAACGAAUUCGAGAUGCAACAUAUUCCUCAGACUUCCUACGUUGGUUCUUGGACUGCUUGUUUUAAGGGUUCCCUUGCGCAUGGUAAUAGCAGUCUUCGACGAACCAUCCUCGGCGCUGGUCUCCAGUGCAUGCAGCAAUGCACCGGUAUCAACUUCAUCUUCUACUUCGGCCCUCCAUUUCUUAAGCAACUAGGAACGAUAAAAAAUCCCUUUCUCAUUUCGCUCGUUACGACGCUCGUCAACGUUUUGUCAACACCUAUCUCGUUCUACACCAUUGAGAAAUUCGGACGUCGUGCCCUUCUGCUUACUGGUGCUAUCGGCAUGAUCAUCUCUCAAUUCAUCGUUGGUGCCGUCGGUGUCACCCAGGGACGAGAGGAGGUUCACAACGACGCUGCUGUCCAAGCCAUGAUCGCCUUUAUCUGCAUUAACAUUGCCUUCUUCGCCACAACGUGGGGACCAACGGCCUGGGUUGUAGUUGGCGAGGUUUUCCCAUUACCCAUACGAUCUCGUGGUGUUGGUAUCUCCACCGCGUCCAAUUGGUUCUGGAAUACCAUCAUCGCCGUCAUCACACCUUACCUAGUUGGUGCAGAUGAGGCCAAUCUAGGACCAAAGGUUUUCUUCCUAUGGGGAUCUCUAUGCUGCCUUUCCCUGACGUUCGCCUAUUUCCUCGUACCUGAGCUCAAGGGUCUAUCUCUUGAGCAGGCCGAUAUGUGUAUGCAGGAAGUCAGCCCCCGCCAUUCAGCCAAGUGGAAGCCGAGCCACACCUUUGCUGCAGAGAUGCACCAUGUAGAGGACAAUGCGGCCCUUGUUGGAGAUACUAUCGAGGAGAAGGUGUAG
Messenger RNA from Hypoxylon trugodes, 1665 nucleotides. RefSeq names its product general substrate transporter. Gene Ontology annotation, cellular component: membrane. Bases 1 to 1665 code for a protein of 554 amino acids. Lineage: Eukaryota; Fungi; Ascomycota; Sordariomycetes; Xylariales; Hypoxylaceae. The transcript is spliced from 4 exons. Gene Ontology annotation, biological process: carbohydrate transport; transmembrane transport. Gene Ontology annotation, molecular function: carbohydrate:proton symporter activity. The record is from RefSeq and is a predicted model, not a curated record.